CAAAUGACGUUUACGUUUGACGUGACGUGUCGAUAUUUGUUUGAAGUUACACUUUUUCGAAACGCUUGCGAUUUCUAAAUCGGCUUACAUUAUCAGAAUACUCGAUAAGCAUUUUAUCGCCAUAAUAUCCACGUAGCUUACAUUUAGAGGUGUGAAAGAUGUUGCGUUUUCUAGUUUUUGCUGCUUUCCUGCAGUGUUGCAUUUCGCAACAAUAUCAGCAAAAGGUUGCUCCAGGGGUACCCCCACAGAACUAUCAGAAUAAUAAUUAUCAACAAGCACCACCCCCGCCACCACCUCAAGGCCAUCAGCAGCAGGUUCCCCAGCAGCAGUACCAGCAGCAACAAUACCAGCCUGCACCACCGCAGCAGCAACAAUACCAACAACCGCCACCGCAGCAGCAACAAUACCAGCAGCAACCGCAGCAGGGCCAGAUCAAAGUGCAGCAUGACCAUCACGGUGAGCCACAACUGCUGAACGCUGCCAACAUCCAGCAUGAAAGAGAACACAUACAGGAGCACAUGGACGUGCCCAUCGACACCUCCAAGAUGUCCGAACAGGAACUGCAGUUCCAUUACUUCAAGAUGCAUGACGCAGACAACAACAACAAGUUGGAUGGGUGCGAGCUGAUAAAGAGCCUUAUACAUUGGCAUGAACAGGGACACAAGCAACAACCACAGCCAGGGUCACCACCGGCCGGCGAAAAGAUCUUCGGAGACGAUGAGCUGGUCAAUUUAAUAGACCCUAUAUUAAACAUGGAUGACCAUAAUAGGGAUGGGUAUAUAGAUUACCCAGAGUUCAUUAGGGCGCAGCAGAAGAGUCAGAAUAAGGAGGGGCAAUAGUAUUAGUUAGACAUUCCGUUGACGAUUUUAGGGUGCUGGUUUUGCUUUUCCUCAUUUGAGCAGAGAUUUAAAAGUGACACAAAAGUACACGGUGGCAAAAAAAUAAGUGCUUUCCCGUUGCCAGGCAGGUUUUGGGAUUAUAUUGAGCAACUUUUACUAUGGGACCAACCUAGAAAUAGCGAAAAAAAAUUUGGCUAUUUCAUACAUUCUGGCCGGUCCAUUUUCUAAGGGAGGGUAAAUUUUUUUUCACGAUUUCGUGGUUGGUCCCAUAGUAAAACUUGCUCAGUGUAAUCUCAAAACCUCGCUGGCAACGGGAAUGCACUUAUUUUUUAGCCAGCCUGUAGAGUUGUAGUUUGUAAUGCCAGUUAUUGAGGUUUUAGAGUUCGUCUAAACUAAGUUUGUACGGUAACCGACACAGAGUGGCAGCGUUAAAUUCCUAACUCUCGCUUCUAAAUCGGUUCAGACAUAGCUUAGACGGACCCUGUUUUAAAGCUUUGUCGUAACACUUGUCUCGGGAACAUCUAGUAGGUACGGUGUAUAAAAGAGUUGAAAUCGAUAUUUACUUAAUCAAAGGUCACAAAAUACACGAAGUUGAAACCUCGAUAAGGUGGUGCCAAGAGGAUCAGAAGUUACUAAGGAGAUUGCCAUUCUCAUUUAUUUAUCUGUCUUUGGUAGCUGCAAUGUUUGAGCUCAAAUG
This is a messenger RNA of Cydia strobilella, 1536 nucleotides long. RefSeq names its product signal transducer and activator of transcription C. Lineage: Eukaryota; Metazoa; Arthropoda; Insecta; Lepidoptera; Tortricidae. The transcript has 7 exons. The coding region runs from base 159 to 839 and encodes 226 amino acids. The record is from RefSeq and is a predicted model, not a curated record. Gene Ontology annotation, molecular function: calcium ion binding.